GGCGGUUUUAUUAGUGAUUGUGCUCUCCUCUUCCGUUGAAGAACUGUUUAAUGUUACUGGAAUGCCUGGUUUAUGGCGCUUGUUUUGUUUUAGUGAACUCCAUUAUGUGUCUCUAGCUUUUAUUAGCCCACAUAGAACAGCUCCGUUUUCGAAAUGCUUUAGCGCCUGAAGAAUCCAUCCGCGGAGCGACACGAAGUGUAAAGCAACCGGAAAAGCUGCAGGGUCAAGAUGGUGGUUGUAGAACUGAAGAGUCGUGAGCAAUCGCAUGAAUUAAAAGAACGGUAAAAGUUAAAGGAAAAUAAAGGCCCUCUAGGGCCCAGGUUUCGGCGACAAAGGAUUCAUAUGCCACCGAAGAAAGAGGAAACCAUUUUUCAAAUUAGCAUCUGAACACGGGAUGGAUCCCGGGUCUGACGACUUCCUACCGCCGCCAGAGUGCCCAGUGUUCGAACCUACGUGGGCCGAAUUCCGAGACCCGCUGGGCUACAUCGCGAAAAUCAGGCCCAUUGCAGAAAAGUCGGGUAUUUGCAAGAUCCGUCCACCAACGGACUGGCAACCUCCCUUUGCAGUAGAAGUUGACAACUUCAGAUUCACACCUCGCAUUCAGAGGCUAAAUGAACUGGAGGCUCAGACCAGAGUAAAACUGAACUAUUUGGAUCAGAUUGCAAAAUUCUGGGAAAUCCAAGGUUCUUCAUUAAAAAUUCCCAAUGUGGAACGGCGGAUCUUGGAUCUCUACAGCCUUAGUAAGAUUGUGAUGGAGGAAGGUGGCUAUGAAGCCAUUUGCAAAGACCGUCGUUGGGCCCGAGUUGCCCAACGACUCAACUAUCCGCCAGGCAAAAAUAUUGGCUCCCUGCUACGAUCUCAUUAUGAGCGCAUCAUUUAUCCCUAUGAAAUGUUUCAGUCCGGAGCCAACCUUGUGCAGUGUAACACUCACCCAUUUGACAAUGAGGAAAAAGACAAGGAAUACAAACCCCACAGCAUUCCCUUUAGACAGUCUGUGCAGCCUUCCAAGUUUAGUAGCUAUAGUCGGCGGGCAAAAAGACUACAACCUGAUGCAGAGGAAUAUUACGUCCUCUUGUGCCGAAGCCUAACUGAAGGUAUGGCCCUCGAUUGGUUGCUUUUAUUAGCCCACAUAGAACAGCUCCGUUUUCGAAAUGCUUUAGCGCCUGAAGAAUCCAUCCGCGGAGCGACACGAAGUGUAAAGCAACCGGAAAAGCUGCAGGGUCAAGAUGGUGGUUGUAGAACUGAAGAGUCGUGA
Molecule: messenger RNA, 1255 nt
Organism: Enhydra lutris kenyoni (northern sea otter)
Lineage: Eukaryota; Metazoa; Chordata; Mammalia; Carnivora; Mustelidae
Product: lysine-specific demethylase 5C-like
Exons: 7
Coding region: 395-1255 (286 amino acids)
Molecular function (GO): DNA binding
Source: RefSeq, a predicted model, not a curated record